CGAGGUUAGUAUGUUUGCGGGCAGAUGGUAGAGCUUUCGCUGCAAGCGGCAUUUGUAGGUUAUAUUUUAUAGAGUUUAUAAUUUCAAAUCGUUUCUCACUGAAAUUUCGUUUAACAUACAUUUGAUUCAAGAAAUUUAUGAAACAAUAUUAAAUAUGCUUUUUUAUUCGUUUUUUAAGUCCUUAGUGGGAAAGGAUGUCGUCGUUGAGCUAAAAAAUGAUUUGAGCAUAUGUGGCACAUUACAUUCAGUAGAUCAGUACCUCAAUAUCAAACUCACAGACAUAAGCGUUACUGACACGGAAAAAUGUCCUCACAUGCUCUCGGUGAAAAAUUGCUUUAUAAGAGGAUCUGUUGUUCGAUAUGUUCAACUGCCUGCCGAUGAAGUCGAUACACAGUUGUUGCAAGAUUCGGCAAGGAAAGAGGCUUCAGUACCUACCCGAUAAUAAUAAUCUAACUAUACUUUAGAGAGAUAAGAGGUUUUUGUUUCAUGUGGCUCCCUCAUGGUUUGACAUUAGUUUUUUUUUUAUAGUAAGUUUACUUUGAGCAAGGUGCCAGUCAAAUGUGUGAUUGGGAAGUUGAAAUUAAAUUUAUUAAGAAUGUAACAUAUUAAUUAUUUUGACAAUUUAAUAAAAAAGAUUGGGUUAG
Cylas formicarius (sweet potato weevil) is the source of this 644-nucleotide messenger RNA. Its product is annotated as U6 snRNA-associated Sm-like protein LSm2. The transcript is spliced from 4 exons. Gene Ontology annotation, cellular component: catalytic step 2 spliceosome; P-body; precatalytic spliceosome. Gene Ontology annotation, biological process: mRNA splicing, via spliceosome. Bases 155 to 442 code for a protein of 95 amino acids. The record is from RefSeq and is a predicted model, not a curated record. NCBI's taxonomy places the organism in Eukaryota, Metazoa, Arthropoda, Insecta, Coleoptera, Brentidae. Gene Ontology annotation, molecular function: RNA binding.